Molecule: messenger RNA, 2756 nt
Organism: Cinclus cinclus
Lineage: Eukaryota; Metazoa; Chordata; Aves; Passeriformes; Cinclidae
Gene: RAI2
Product: retinoic acid induced 2
Exons: 2
Coding region: 216-1889 (557 amino acids)
Biological process (GO): animal organ development
Cellular component (GO): nucleus
Source: RefSeq, a predicted model, not a curated record
GCAGGCAGUCCUUUAAGGCCGUAUUUACAGCUAAAUGUAUGUUCCUCAAAAUGUUUUGCACAGCACUCAUGGCUGUAUGUAUAUCCAGCAUCUCUGUAUAUAUAGUACACUGUAUUAUGGAGCCGUUAGCUUGAAGUGUGGAAACGUUUAAUGGCUUUUCUUUGGUGACAGGGUCUUUAAAGGCAAUUUCAAAUAUUAUUUUAGGGAAGAGAUUUAUGUGGUGCCUAAAAUAUGUUUCUGGCUUGCAGGCCAAAUUAUGUCGGUGCUCAUGCUCCUGGCAGCGUGGAGCCGCCGCGGGUCCCGCUGACAGCGAUGUAGAGGUGGUGCUGGCAGAGCCCAAGAAGCCCUGCGACAUGGAGGAGCUGUACAAAGAUGCCCCAAACCUGCCUAUGGAUGUCACCAACUCACCCUCGGCGAUGGCCAACAACAAGCUGGAAAAUGGGGUGGCCCAGCUGAUCACAGCAGAGGCGUGGAACAUCAACUCGGCCGACCUGAUGAAGAAAGCCCUUUCCCCGCUGGUCGCCGGCAGCGCAGCCCCGCAGAUGCCGGCCACCAAUGCUGCCACCCCCUACGUGAUGACCACCCAAGGGCCCGUCCCGCUGCCCGUCCUCCUGGAGCAGCACGUCUUCCAGCACCUGAACUCGCCCCUGGUGCUGCCCCCGGGGGCUGCCUGCCCCGCCAGCCCCCUGCACGCCGGCCUCUUCCCCGGCACCGCCACCCCCGUUGGGCAGCCCCAGCUCCUGGACCCCAAGCCCUCCGGCCAAGCGCAGGAGCCCGUCCUGCCGCCGGUCUUUCAGACGCCGGGAUUCGCCGCCGUCCUUCAGGACCUGUUUCCCUCACAGGGCGCCCUGGGCUCAGCCCCCUGUCAGCCGACCCCCGACUACGCCACCCUCCCACCCCAGGCCUUCAGCUCGCCCCUGUCCCCGCUGGUGCCGCCUGCUACGCUGCUGGUGCCCUACCCCGUCAUCGUGCCCCUGCCCGUCCCCAUUCCCAUCCCCAUCCCUGUCCCCAUCCCUGUGCCCCACGGCGCCGAGGCCAAGGCGGCCCCUGACCCACCCAAGCCGCCACUCUUCACCCCCCACUCCUGCAAGGGCACCCAGACACCCCUGGAGAAGGAGGAGACGAAGCCCUUCGAACUCCUCCACCCACGGGAGUUUCCCCAGCUGAGCCGUCACACUGUCAUCAAGAUGGGCGGCGAGAACGAGGCGCUGGACCUCUCCAUGAAAGGGCCGCCCGCGCUUCGGGCCAGCGAGGCCGCGCCGGCGCCGCCGCCGCCGCCUCCCGAGGACGGAGCGCUGGACCUGUCCCUCGCCUCCUGCCGCAAGCCGGGGGCGCCGCACGGGGAGGCGGCCGGGCCCGGCCCCGCCGCCCCCGCCGAGGUCGGUGCCCACCCCGCGCCGGACAAGCUCCCGGGGCCAGCCGCCCCCUUCGCCCCCUGCAAGCCCCCGGAGGCGGCGGGCAAGGCGGAGGGCAGGGCCGCGGGCGGCGCGGCCGAGCUGCUGCGGCAGCCGCAGAAGUGGCUGGUGGAACAGGCGGGCAGGGCGGGCUGCGAGCCCAAGGCCGGCAACAACAUCGAGAUCGUCAGCACCUCGCAGACGGCCAAAGUCAUCGUCUCCGUCAAGGAUGCCGUGCCCACCAUCUUCUGCGGCAAGAUCAAGGGCCUGUCGGGGGUCUCCACCAAAAACUUUUCCUUCAAAAGGGACCUGCCCCAGGACUCGGUGCUGCAGUGCUACGAUGUGAAGAGCCCGCCCGAGCCCCGGGACAGCGCCGAGGCCCUCAGGAAACCCGUCAAAAACAGGAGCGUAAAGCUAAAGAAAAUGAACUCGCCGGAGAUACAUAUUCUUCCAAUCAAGAAGCAACGGCUGGCUGCCUUUUUUCCAAGAAAGUAAAUUAUGGGUUUUUAGAAUUUUAAGAUUAUUAUGAGAAGAAGAAAAAAAAAUAAUAAAAAAGAUGCACUCGGUUUUAAACUCAUUUAAAACUUUAAACUAUCUUUGUAAGUUAUUUUUGGGGGAAGAGGGAGAGGAUUGGAUGUACAGUCCCUAUAAGCUGGGUUGGUUUGGUUUGGGGUAUUUUUUGGUUUUUUUUUUUUUUGGUUUGUUUGUUUGUUUUGAGGGUUUUUUUGGUUACCAAAUUUUGACUUUUCACGGGAAACUGAAUAAAAAGCAACCUAUUUUUCAAGCAGAUUGCACAUUUUGCAGCUUUAAUGGAGUAAUGGAUGAGUCAGAGGGGUAAGAGCUAUUUUCACUGCCAUAAAGUGCUUUGAUGAUGUAACUCUUCAUAACAGUCGGAAUGGAAAUUUCAAAAUAAAUGUUUGUACGUGCUAAUUGGUUGCGGCAUUCUUUUCUCAUUUCUGAAUCACUCUCAGUCUACACAGAAGGUCGUGCAAAAAAGUCUGUUAAGCUGUAAAGCGCCACAACUGACUUGUGAUGAGCGUAAAAUGUUAAAAAAAAAGCAGUCUAAGAAAAAUUAUCUCGUCCCACAGCAGUGUCAAAGAGCAUUUCACAACAGCUGCUAACAAUGCACCCAAAUGAGCUACCAGAGAAGUGAGAGUGAGUGCUACAGCCUUGUGCACACCUUAGACAGGUUCACUGUGAGAGACCCAUUGCAAACCAUCUUAAGUAAUGUUACCAGUCAUUUAAAAUAGAAAAGCCUAAAAGUCAGGGGAAUUCAAUUGCCCAGGGGUAGGAGGGGAAAAAAGGAUCACAUAUUUUUUUCCCAGCCUGACUACAGCUAUACGGAGAACUUGUUUGUUGUUA